Aphanomyces astaci is the source of this 584-nucleotide messenger RNA. RefSeq lists its product as hypothetical. The transcript is spliced from 3 exons. The coding region runs from base 49 to 354 and encodes 101 amino acids. Gene Ontology annotation, cellular component: cytoplasm; cytoplasmic dynein complex. The record is from RefSeq and is a predicted model, not a curated record. Lineage: Eukaryota; Oomycota; Saprolegniomycetes; Saprolegniales; Verrucalvaceae. Gene Ontology annotation, molecular function: dynein intermediate chain binding. Gene Ontology annotation, biological process: microtubule-based movement.
UUUGGAUUCGCACGAAAGGUCACCACCACUUGGAGAACGAACGGCACGAUGUCGGAGGUGGAAGAGACGUUGGAGCGGAUCAAGAACCACAAGGGAGUGGAAGGCUAUGUGAUUGCAGACAAGAAUGGAUCGGUGCUGCGUCGUCACCCGCACAUGGACCCUGCGAAUGCGGAGCGAUACUCGACGUACAUGAAGGAACUCACUACGAAAGCUCGAGGUGUUGUUCGCGAUUUGAACCCCAAGAACGACUUGCAAUAUCUUCGCAUACGACUGAAGAAAUUUGAGAUUCUUGUCGCUCACGAACGAGAAUUUCUCGUGAUUGUCAUUCAAAAAUGGUCGCCUGCUUCCAAUUGAGGAAUUCCUUCCCAGGCAGCAACCAGUAAAUGUAACAUACGUAGUUUCAUCAUGGUUCACGUUGCGGCCUUGUCCAAUUCGAGGGCACGCUGCCACGCGGCCAACGUGACAACCGAUUGGCCCAAACUAAGUGCGACUAAACGAGCAACCCGUACUAAACGAUGUAGAUCGUCCGCCUACAACGUUGGGCAUGAGCUAUCGUUGCUUAUCAUAGCUUGAUUCUUACCCCG